Molecule: messenger RNA, 3821 nt
Organism: Dioscorea cayenensis subsp. rotundata (Guinea yam)
Lineage: Eukaryota; Viridiplantae; Streptophyta; Magnoliopsida; Dioscoreales; Dioscoreaceae
Product: conserved oligomeric Golgi complex subunit 1
Exons: 6
Coding region: 102-3326 (1074 amino acids)
Biological process (GO): intra-Golgi vesicle-mediated transport
Cellular component (GO): Golgi apparatus; COG complex
Source: RefSeq, a predicted model, not a curated record
UCCAUUUUCUCCCUCGCCACUGCUCAACGCCUUUCUUCUCCUUCCCUUUGCGCCAUUCCAGAUCUCGUCGGCGUUUCCCGCAUUUCCCUUCGCCGGAGCCAAUGAGGACUCCCACCCGCGCCUCCCAGGCGUCACCGCCGCCGCCUUCGCCCGACCCUUCUCCCCGCGAUGCCGAAGCUCUCUUCCGCUCGAAACCCAUCGCCCAGAUCCGCUCCAUCGAGUCCUCCACCCGCCUCGACAUUGACGCCAAGAGCGAAGAACUCCGGCAGCUCGUUGGCCGGAGCUAUCGCGACCUUAUCGACUCUGCUGACUCCAUCCUCCUUAUGCGCUCUUCCUGCGACUCCAUCUCCUCCAACCUCUCCCUUAUCACCUCCUCCCUCUCCUCCCUCUCCUCGGACCCUGAGUCCCGCCCCUCUCCUUCCCCUGCCCGUGAUCCCGCCCGCGCCCGCACCUUCGCCCUCGCCGCCCGCGUCAAGUACCUCGUUGACACUUCCGAGAACAUCUGGGGCUGUCUCGACGAAUCCAUGCUUCUCGAGGCCGCUGGCCGCUACCUCCGCGCCCGCGCUGUCCAUGGUCUCCUCGUCGACUCUGAGAUCCUCUCCAAGUUUCGCCUUCUUGCGCAUCAGUGGCAGAUCGUCGAGAGUUUUCGCCCUCAGAUCUCGCUGCGCAGCCGCGAACGCCUCUCAGAGCCUGGCCUUGCUGUUGCUUCUUAUGCCGACGCCCUUGCUGCCGCUGCCACCAUUGAUGAUCUCACCCCCCAGCAGAUCUUGUCUCUGUUUCUUGAUUCCCGGCGAUUGUGGAUUUCUCAGAAGAUCGCCGGCUCUUGCUCCAAUCUUGAAUCUUUUACUGCAUUGAUGUGUGAUGUUGUUCGGAUAAUUCGGGCCAGCUUGGGGCAGGUUGGUGAGCUUUUCGUUCUUGCUUUGAAUGAGAUGCCGUUGUUUUAUAAGAAGGUUCUGGGAUCGCCUCCGGGAACUCAGCUCUUUGGAGGAAUUCCAAAUCCAGAGGAGGAGGUGAGGAUUUGGAAAUCAUACCGCGAGAGGCUUGAGUCUGCAAUGGUUCUUCUUGAACCAGAGUUUGUGGCCAAUACUUGCUCUUCAUGGUUGAAGGACUGCUGUGAUGAGAUCUUUGGAGCUUUGGCAAAUGGGAAAAGAUUGAUUGAUGUAAUUGAGAAUGGACAUGGUUUGGCAUCUGCUGAGAAGCUUGUGCAUGAGGCUCUGGACAAACGAGAAGGGUUGGAGGCAAGCUUGGAGCAGUGGCUUAAGAGUGUUUUUGGAUCAGAGAUUGAGUCUCCCUGGAGCCAGAUUUGUGGGCUCAUCUUGAAAGAUGGGAAGGACAUUCUUGAAGAUAGGUUGGAGGAGGCCUUCUUGAGAAAGAUGAAAGAGAUUGUAUUCUCUAGUUUUGAGGAUUUGCGGAAGACCAGUGUAAAGGAAUCUGUGGAAGCUAUUGUAGCCCGUGAUACCAAUGGAAAUGAUUUCCACGCUUAUCUGAAGAAACCUUCCACUGGUGGAGGAGUAUGGUUUUCAGAUCCGAAUCAUUGCAAGGCAGGGCCUUUGUAUAGUUUGAAACCAAUCAGUGAUGAACAUGACUUCAAAGGUUGCCUCAAUGCUUAUUUUGGACCUGAAGUUGGUCAGAUCAGGGAUGCGGUGGAUACUAGAUGUGGAAGCAUACUAGACGAUGUCUUAUGCUUUGUAGAGUCAUUCAAUUCUACUUCGAGAUUGAAGGAAGUAGUGCCAUAUCUCCAAGAUAGUUGUUACAACACCAUAUCGGCCAUACUGAAAGAACUUGAAGAUGAACUUGGGCAGCUUUCUGAUUCUUUAGGAAAGAAUUCAAAGGACAAGAAUUCUCAGCCAUCUUCUAUGGUCGUGGAGAGGUCCCUUUUCAUUGGGCACCUCUUGUUUGCAUUAAGGAACCAUUCUAGCCAUAUACCAUUGAUACUUGGUUCUCCACGACAAUGGGUGAAAGAAAGAAGUAGUGCUGUGCUUCUAAUGCCGCAAUCACCUUUCUCAAAACAAUCUAAAGUCUCAUUUGAUUCUCCAGUCUCCUUUACACCUAGACGGAAUGUGAUAGAUAGUCCAAGAAGCCCUAGAAGGCAAUUCAGUGAUAGUACUAGGAGGCAGAUGGUUUCAGCAGCUGCUGCUUUGUUUGUAGCGGAUGAUGGUACAAACCCUAAGCUUGAUGAACUCAACAAAAGACUGCAAGAACUUUGUGUCAAAGCUCAUAGCUUGUGGAUAACAUGGGUGUCUGAUGAACUAUCUUCUAUUCUUUCCAAUGAUCUCAGAAAAGAUGAUGCGCUAUCUUCAUCAACUGCUUUGCGGGGUUGGGAAACAACUGUCAUCAAACAAGAGGAUUCUAGUGAUGGCACCGUAGAGAUGAAAAUAUCUCUGCCUUCAAUGCCUUCUCUUUACAUUACUUCUUUUAUUUUCCAAUCAUGUCUACAAAUCCAUAAAGUUGGUGGUCAUGUCCUAGACAAAAUUAUACUGCAAAAUUUUGCCUGGAGAUUGUUGAAGAAGGUGGUCGACAUAUAUGCAGAUUUUACUCCAACUAUUGAGGCUCACGAUUCUCGGGUGUCAGAGAAAGGAGUUCUGCAAAUUUUGUUAGACCUACGAUUCUGUGCUGAUGUUUUAUCAGGGGGCAGAGAUCCUACAGCCAACAACUCUGAAUCGGACACAAACACACCACUACCACCUGUUAGAAGAAUGGCGUCACAAUUUCAAUCUGGAUCUCUGAGUUCAGAGCCUGUGACCCGACUAAUACAUAGGCUUUCGCAAAGGCUUGAUCCUAUUGAUUGGGCUACCUAUGAGCCUUAUCUCUGGGAAAAUGAAAAGCAAUCAUAUAAGCGGUAUGCUGUUCUUUUUGGGUUCUUGGUUCAGCUCAAUCGCAUGUACACUGACACUGUUCAAAAAUUGCCUACAAAGUCAAAUACAGACUCAAAUAUUUUGAGGUGUGGCACAGUGCCACGAUUUAAAUACCUCCCAAUCAGUGCUCCUGUCCUAUCUUCAAGAGGCAUGCAUAAAUCUGCUCUUCAGUCAUCCACAGAUGAUGCAUCGUUGAGUCCGUGGAAAACUCAUUCAAAUGGCCAACAGUUACCAAAGCCUGAUAUGGAUGAUACUAUGAGUUUUGGAGUUGCCACACCAUUGCUGAAGUCCUUCAUGACCCAGGUUGGAAGCAAGUUUGGAGAGAGCACAUCACGGUGGGGAUCUAUGCUUUCUGCUGAUAGCCAAGUUAGCAAAUUCAAGGGCAUGUCAACAAUUGGAGACAUGCUUCCUGCCCCAGCUGCAGGACUUUUCUCAUCUCUUACAGCAGGGGCCUCCAAGUUUGAGUCAUGAUCCUGAGUGAAACCCUGCUGAUUUAUGACUAAGGUUCUUACCAAUGAUAAGUGGAUUGCAUAUAUGAUCGUUGUUUGUCUGAGCUGCAGGUGCUAAGGAUGCAAGCACUGUUACCAAGUUGAAGAUGUGGAGUUCCCAGGUUUAUAUGGAAUAGAAUUUAAAAUAAAAUUCUUGGCAGAUCAAUGAAUUUUGGAAGCAAUGAUUUUGAGUAAAGAGAGAAUUGUGUUCAUCCAUCUGAGAUGAUUGCAGAAUUUCUUUGAGGAAAAGUCCUGUUCACUGGUGGAAAAGAGGGAGGUACAUGAAUUUCUUUUCUUCUUGUAUUGAGGGGCAUUGGAAUGUGGGUGGUUAUUCUCACAUAUGUAGAUUAUUGAAAUAUAUAUGUAGGAACAGAUUUGUGGUCACAGCAUUGUCAUGUAUUGUUUUUCUUUGACAACAACAAAAUAACAGGCAGUCCUGAUUUCCCACAGAAUUGUGAGAAUUAAUUUUUUGCGAGUA